This is a messenger RNA of Aspergillus fijiensis CBS 313.89, 678 nucleotides long. RefSeq lists its product as uncharacterized. The coding region runs from base 111 to 308 and encodes 65 amino acids. The record is from RefSeq and is a predicted model, not a curated record. The transcript has a single exon. Lineage: Eukaryota; Fungi; Ascomycota; Eurotiomycetes; Eurotiales; Aspergillaceae.
CUUGAGCUUAAGUUACCAAUCAGAUGAGUGAAGAUAUCACCACUACUGGGAUCGGCGAUGCCAUAAUACAUGAGCUCAACGAGUGUGAUUUGAUGAACACCAGAAGGUAAAUGCAACUUGGAUCCAGUAUUCCGUUCCACCUUAGUGUGAGAUCAUUCGCAAGAAGCCAGGUUCAAACUGCCUUUGGACCCUUUCGACAGAGGCAGAUCGCCUCUGACUAUAAUCACCUGCUUGGCGAAAAAUCAAAGGACCCUAUCAUUGCUGCAUCUUCCAGUCAUAGCCCGGUGGGAGAAUGUAUCUGCUGUUAGUGUUGAGCUCAAAAUGGAGCGAGACAUUUCCUUACAAAGACAUGAAGCCACUAGUUACAUGCUGUCUCUUCUAACUUAAGGAGAAGGCCUAAUAUAAUGACCUCCAUGCUCUUCAACAAAGGAGUUCAGUCACACCAUGAAAGGGAUCUCGUCUCUCCUUUUGUAAUCUCAGUCUAAGGAGAAUCAAUGACAUGAGCGGCCCCCUGGCAUCCAAGACAGGCAAUUCGGUAGACCUCAUAAUUUCGGCGAUAAAACCGAUGCUGACCUACUUACGGGUCCUGUCAGGGGCUAUGCAAAUUGCAGAUCGCGAUAUUAUCAUUCGACGAAGAUCAUGCAAGGGCUCCUUGUACACCAUCAUGUCGUUUCAAGG